This is a messenger RNA of Cyprinodon variegatus (sheepshead minnow), 623 nucleotides long. It is a transcript of the gene atp6v1g1, whose product is annotated as V-type proton ATPase subunit G 1-like. The record is from RefSeq and is a predicted model, not a curated record. The coding region runs from base 120 to 476 and encodes 118 amino acids. Gene Ontology annotation, cellular component: vacuolar proton-transporting V-type ATPase complex. Lineage: Eukaryota; Metazoa; Chordata; Actinopteri; Cyprinodontiformes; Cyprinodontidae. Gene Ontology annotation, molecular function: proton-transporting ATPase activity, rotational mechanism. The transcript has 3 exons. Gene Ontology annotation, biological process: proton transmembrane transport.
CCAUCGUGACGCAGAGUCAGCUGACUGCAGAGGAAGCUUCAAUCCUCCUCACGACCUUCAUCGCUUCGCUCUGUUCCUGCGGUUCUGUUCCAGGUUCUGCUCCCGGUUCUACCUCCAGAAUGGCCAGUCAGUCUCAGGGGAUCCAGCAGCUGCUGCAGGCUGAGAAGAGAGCGGCGGAAAAGGUGGCGGAGGCCCGGAAACGUAAGAACCGGCGUCUGAAGCAGGCGAAGGAGGAGGCCCAGGCUGAGAUUGAACAGUACCGCCUGCAGAGGGAGAAGGAGUUCAAGACCAAGGAAGCUGCUGCUCUCGGUUCCCAUGGUAACAGCGCCGUGGAGGUUGAUCGCGACACAGUGGAGAGGAUGGCUCGUAUCCAGGACAGUUACCGCGGCAACCGGGAGAAGGUGCUGAACGAGCUGCUGCGACACAUCUGCGACAUCCAGCCGGAGGUUCACGCCAACUAUCGCGUGGCCGGCUGAAAAGGGGGCGGAGCCACGUUCAAGGCCCCGAGGGGGGGCGGGGCUUGGUCCGGAUCUGUCGAUGUUAUAUUUCCUGUGCUUAUGUUUACAACGUAUUUAUAUUUUCAAAAAAUAAAACCUGUUUGUUGCUUUAAAUGCUUCCCGAUU